This is a messenger RNA of Actinia tenebrosa (Australian red waratah sea anemone), 6393 nucleotides long. RefSeq names its product unconventional myosin-Ie. Gene Ontology annotation, cellular component: cytoplasm; plasma membrane; actin cytoskeleton. Gene Ontology annotation, molecular function: microfilament motor activity; ATP binding; actin filament binding. Lineage: Eukaryota; Metazoa; Cnidaria; Anthozoa; Actiniaria; Actiniidae. The record is from RefSeq and is a predicted model, not a curated record. Gene Ontology annotation, biological process: endocytosis; actin filament organization.
AUUGUCAAAUGAAAACACUCGGCUUUAUGGAAACCGCUGAAAUGAGGAGUACAAGGAAACGUUCAUAAUUAUGCGAUAUUUCACUAUGUGGUGGCUAAAUCAUAGGAUUUCCUUGUCUUAACAAAAGUUUUUUCUCUAUUUUCUAUGACAUAAGAGUUUUUUACGAUGCCUUCGUCUUACCAUUGGCAAAGCAAAGGAAAUGUCAAAUCCAGUGGAGUCGAGGACAUGGUGCUGCUGCCAAAGAUUCAAGAAGCAGCUAUCGUGGAAAACCUUAGAAAACGCUACUUGGACGAUCUCAUAUUUACCUAUAUUGGCCCAGUAUUGGUUUCUGUCAAUCCUUUCAAACAGAUGCCAUACUUCACUGACAAAGAAAUUGAACUUUAUCAAGGCGCAGCCUCCUAUGAAAAUCCUCCUCAUAUAUAUGCCCUCACAGACAACAUGUACAGAAACAUGUUGAUUGACCAUGAGAACCAGUGUGUGAUUAUAAGUGGAGAAAGUGGAGCAGGAAAGACUGUUUGUGCAAAGUUUAUUAUGAGUUAUCUUGCCAAGGUUUCAGGAGGCGGAGAAAAUGUGCAGAGAAUAAAAGAUAUUAUAUUGGAGUCAAAUCCUCUCUUGGAAGCAUUUGGGAAUGCCAAGACUGUCAGGAACAAUAACUCAAGCAGAUUUGGAAAGUAUGUAGAGAUUCAAUUUACAAGAGGAGGGCAACCAGAUGGUGGGAAAAUAUCCAAUUUUCUUCUGGAAAAGUCACGGGUGGUCAUGCAGAACUCAACAGAAAGAAGCUUUCACAUAUUUUACCAAAUUCUCAGUGGGGCUUCUUCUGAAGACAAAGGAAAGUUUGGUCUAACAGAUCCAUCAUAUUAUUACUACCUUAAUCAAAGUGGAACAUAUACCGUAGAUGGUACCAAUGACUCUCAGGAGUAUGAAGAAACAAGGAAAGCCAUGGAUGUGAUUGGCAUCAGUGAUGAGAAUCAAGCUGAUUGUUUGGCAAUAGUGGCUGGGGUGCUUCACAUAGGUAACAUCUGUUUUACUGAGGAUGGUAACUAUGCUGUUCCUGCUGAUGAUGAAUUUUUACAGUACCCUGGAUAUUUGUUGGCAGUAGAACCAAGUUUACUCAAAGACAAACUUACAAGCCGUGUAAUGGACAGCAAAUGGGGAGGAAAAUCUGAAAUCAUUAACAUGAAGCUAAAUGUUGAACAAGCCUGUUACACAAGAGAUGCACUUUCCAAAGCCUUAUACUCCAGGCUGUUUGACUACCUUGUUCAAUCUGUGAACAAAGCUAUGCAGAAGGAUUAUGUUGAGCUGACAAUUGGUGUACUUGAUAUUUAUGGAUUUGAAAUCUUCCAGAAAAAUGGUUUUGAGCAGUUUUGUAUCAAUUUUGUCAAUGAAAAACUUCAGCAGAUCUUCAUUGAAUUGACACUUAAGGCAGAACAGGAAGAAUAUGUAGAAGAAGGAAUCAAUUGGACGCCUAUUGAUUAUUUCAACAACAAAAUUGUUUGUGACCUGAUUGAGACUAAGCGUCCCCCCGGAAUUCUUUGCGUAAUGGAUGAUGUCUGUGCUACAAUGCAUGCAGUGGGAGAAGGUGCUGAUGCAACAUUGUUAGAGAAAUUGGGCAAUUCAGUGGGAACACAUCAACAUUUUCAAUCUUGUAGUGGUGGAUUUAUUAUCCAUCACUAUGCUGGGAAGGUUUCUUAUGACUGUGGUGGUUUUUGUGAAAGAAAUCGUGAUGUACUCUUCAAAGAUUUGAUUGAACUCAUGCAGUGUAGUCAAAAUCCUUUUAUCGCUUCACUUUUCCCUGAUGACAUUAAAAGUGAAAAAAGAGGAAGACCAACAACAGCUGGUGCCAAGAUUAAGGCACAAUGCAACACUCUUGUUGAAAGGCUUAUGAAGUGCACUCCACAUUACAUCCGUUGCCUCAAGCCUAAUGAAACGAAAAGAGCUCAUGACUGGGAGGGAGACCGCGUCAAGCAUCAAGUGGAAUACCUUGGGCUGAAAGAAAACAUUCGUGUUCGUCGAGCUGGCUUUGCAUAUAGGAGACCAUUUGAUAAGUUUCUACAAAGAUAUGCAAUCUUGACUAAAGAGACGUGGCCUAAAUGGAAAGGAGAGGUCAGGCAAGGUAUCACGCAUUUGAUGAAUGCCGUCAAUAUGGAGAAAGAUCAGUGGCAGCUUGGCAAAUCCAAAGUAUUCAUCAAAGCACCAGAGUCGUUGUUUUUGCUAGAAGAACUCAGGGAGCGUAAAUUUGAUGGAUAUGCCCGUCGAAUCCAGAAAGCAUAUCGAAUGUACAAACAUAGACAGUAUUUCGCAGAGCUUAAACAGCAAGCCUCAGAUAUUUUGUUCAACAAGAAAGAAAGGCGGCGGUGCAGUAUCAACCGUAAUUUUGUUGGAGAUUACAUUGGAUAUGAUGAAAAUCCAGCUCUAAGAAGCUUAGUUGAAAAGCGAGAGAGAAUAGAGUUUGCCGCGACUGUUAACAAGUACGACCGUCGCUUUAAACCAACCAAGAGAGACCUACUAUUGUCUAGCAAGCACAUAUAUCUGAUUGGACGAGAGAAGGUCAAGAAGGGUCCAGAGAAAGGCAGAGUGUUUGAAGUAAUUAAGCGAAAGCUAGACAUCAAGUCGGUUGUUUCCGUUUCUCUCAGUCAUUUGCAGGACGACUUUCUAGUUCUCCACUUGCCAGAUUACGAUAGCGUUCUAGAAACUGUUUUUAAGACAGAAUUUCUUACUCUACUGGCCUCCAAGUAUGAAGAUUCAACUAGUAAACAAUUGAAGAUAGACAUUUCAGGAAGCAUCACUUUUAGUGUCAAGAAGGAGGGUUGGGGUGGCGGAGGAUCAAGAGCCAUCACCUUCUCAAAGGGCGAUUCAGAGUUCCCGCUCAUGAAAGCAUCAGGCAAAACUCUUAAUGUCAGUAUAGCAACAGGGUUACCAAAGGAAACAAGGCCAGGGAAAUUGCCAACGAAGAUAAGCCACAGUCCAGCCAAACCACAUCGGGGUGCACCUAGAGCCCCGUCUAGCGCAGCAUAUGCGCGUCCUCAUAAUCGUUCACGUAGCGCCUCCAACGCUUUUAGACAGUCUUCUAUCCAGCCUCAUCUUCCAUCCUCUGGAGCACAACAUUUAGCCAAAGGACAGGCACAAGUUGAUGUUCAUUCUGGCUUUAUGAUGACACCAGAAUCUGGAGUUUGUGGAUUCAACCGUUCCAACCCUGGGCCUGGUAAAGUCCAACGCAUUCCAAACCGUGGCUGUGUAAGCUAUUCCGCCGGAAGUGGUAGAGUCAUUGAACGAGUGAAAGCAGUACGCGCUAAAUCUGUAUCGUUUGGUGAGAGUGAUUCGAUGCAAAAAGAGAGAGCCCAGCGACAUUUUGAAGCAGUAAGGGCAACCCUACAAGACGCAGGCGAGGAUACACCCGGAGAUGUUGGUGAAACUCUGCAGUCACAACCGCAGCGAGGCAAGUACAGAGAUUUAGACUUCGUCAAAGCCAUUACAGAAAAUAUCCAAAUCAAAAAUGCGAGUGCAGGAUCAAAACCAAACGUCCAGUACCAUAAAGAUGCGUACCCUCCAACUACUAUCGAAAUUUGCAGCACCGAUUUUAAUGAAACUUGUUCAACUAAAAAGUUAGCAGAUGGAAUAGCAAAGCAACGCGUUGGCUUAUCGCAUAAUGACGGGAACCAAGUAUUCUAUACUGAAUAUGGGAGACAGAGAUCGACAGAUGACACGACCAGGCUACAAUCUAGAACUGGAACCUUGCCACACUUUGAUUGUAACGAAAAGACAAAAGGCUCAAGAACACGGCGGCUUCCUAGACCUGCAACAGCUCACGAGCUUACUUUGGCUAGUUUUGCAUCCACUGCGAACGAUAUGAAUGCGUACAAGAGUAGCCAGAUGGCUUACGGUACGCUACCUUCUAAACACCGUUCAUGCCGACCGGUCACGACCCAUGAGUGUACGUUUGCUGAUUAUUACAGUCAAAGUUACUUAGAGAGAUCUAUGUUGAACUGUAGACAAGACAAUGGUAGUCGUGAUUUUAAUAUUUUACAGAAGCAGGGAGCACAGGUGCGUCAAGCGACUAUUCCUCAUGGAUAUCGAACAGCUAGCUAUCGAAUGGCUAUGACGGGCCAAAAGCAUAACAAAGUACUACGAGAUGUUACGAAAUUAACCCAUGAAACUAUCAGUGAAGCAACACAUUUAAGCGGCAUUGAAAAACAAGCUUCGUGCAAUGUUGUGUCAUCCGGUCAUCGCACAAAGAGUAAACUAACUAAGAAUGAUGAUUAUGUGAGCAUGGAAAAUCUGCAUGCUACUUCACCUAUUGCGGCAAAGCAAGACUCCGUAGCCGAUGUGCAUUAUUCCUUGGCUCAUUUCUCUAUUGACAAAGAUGGCAGGGAAGGUGACGAUGCACGAAGACGAGCCGUAAGCAUCGAUUAUUCCAAGAAAUCCGUUUCAGUCCCUACGAGUGGAACUAAAAAAGCACCACUGAAAAGUAUUUUAAAGAAUCCUACCAAGCAUACAGAAGUAAAUAGUAAAAGCGGAGCUUCCACUUUUAACGCAAAACAGAUACCCCACAUAAAAUCAUCAUCUUCUAGUUCGAAUGAUGGAAAUGUUCCUACUGUAGAAAAGAAUGGUAUUUUCUUGACUUCUUUUCCGGUUACCCCUAAUAAGCCAGUUACAGAGAAGAUUAUUUCCAAAGAAGAAGACUUCACUUUAGAAACCGCGGGAAGUAAGAACGUAUUGCAUCACAAAGCAUUAAUUCAUCAUUCGGGUGAUGAAUCAAGUAAAACAACUGUAGCGGAGUGUCGCGACACUAAUAACAAAUCUCCCAAGAAAACGUUUUUAGAGAAGACUGACACUGCAGCAGAUGCACACGACGUAUGUACCGAAAGUGUACACCAAGUAAUCCGCUCUGAUUCAAAAGUUGAUGAUUCUUGUUUAGACGUUGUGAAACCCAUUUGGCCUGCUCCUCCGCCACCUUUACAAGGCGCUCUGACAAGGAAUACCUCUUUCAAGUGUGACGAAAAUAGAGCAACUUUAACACGCUCAAAAAAAAGACGUGCUCCACCCGUGCCAUCUAAGGACUUGCCUUCAAGAGGAAUAGGAGACUGUAACUCACAGUCGCAGAAAACUAAAGAGUAUGGUGGCAAUGUAACUGAUGCUCAAACUAAUACUAUGGAAGAAAAAAAGAAGGAAGAAGGGGGACCGCCUGAGAGAAAUGGAGAAUUAAUCAAAUACCUACGAGAAAUUGCAAGUCGUGCCAUGGAAAUGGCAUCUGACGUACCUCUUGAUUCUAAGGAGAAAAACAGUGAUGCUGGUGCGACGAAUCCUGAUUAUGUCAACUAUGAUUGGUAUAAUCAGUAUUAUGCGAAUCACGGUAUCAAUAAUUUAAAUGCUUCAUACUCUGAAGAUGACUACUUCAGUGAUGACGAAUUUGAUGAUGAUUUUGACGGUGAUGAUAGUGAGCUUGAUGAAACUGACUUUCACGAAAGCGUCCAAAGAGAUUCUUCCAGGAAGAAAACUCGCCCUCCAGCACCAAACAAGCCCCGGCUGCCUCCUAAACCAACGCCCUGCCUUCCAAAAUGUCGAACUCUUUACCCGUACGAUGCUUCAGACGUUGACGAAUUGACUUUCCAACCAGGCGAUAUAAUUGAAAUCGUUAAAGAAGACGCAUCUGGUUGGUGGACUGGAAAGCUGAAGGGCAAAGAAGGACUUUUUCCUUCCAACUACAUAGAAAAGAUUUGAAAAAGUGUAUGAAAGAAGCCAAAACUCUCCCACGCUAGCAUGGAAAAUAGAUAGAUUUCUCAUUUGUCUUCAAAAUAUUGCUUUAACGCUAGCGUAGAGGCAGUAAUAUUCGUAGUUUAUGGCUACACCAAUGUUCAAUGUCUAACUAUUGGUAGAUGCAAUACACGUCCUAAAUGAUGCAAUAACAUUAAUCGAAUUUUAAAAGUUUUAUUCUUAAUUAUUUUAAGCAUUCAAUCGUUUGCAGAAAUCAGUAUAUUUAUUGGCAAGGGACCGUUUAUAUUGAGAAAGCUUGUCCCUGGUGGGCGAGCUAACUUUUCCAUAUUUUCUUUGUAAAAUUCAUCUCGACCGUUCAUAUGAGAUAUUUAACUAUGCCUAGGCUAGAAGGGCCACCGUCUCUGCGAAAGAGGGUGACCCUGGACAACUUUUUCGUUUGAGCAUGCGUAUCUCCAUUGAAACCGAUAGUUGUCCCGGGUUUAUAGGGACAACUUCUCUCCAUAUAAACGCUCGAUAUAGUUGGCUCGAGUAGCAGGGACAAGUUUUCUCCAUGUAAACGGCCCCUUAGUCAGGAAUUUACAUUAAGAACUCCGGCAAUGAAGCUAAUAAUUAGCUAAUAAUUUCUGUGAAAAAGGGCCAUAGCAAUGGUUUUUGAGUUAAUUAAAAAAUGUUUCAUAAAUA